Sebastes umbrosus (honeycomb rockfish) is the source of this 3633-nucleotide messenger RNA. RefSeq names its product neural cell adhesion molecule 3 (gene ncam3). Gene Ontology annotation, cellular component: membrane; cell-cell junction. Gene Ontology annotation, molecular function: cell adhesion molecule binding. Gene Ontology annotation, biological process: cell-cell adhesion. Bases 230 to 2347 code for a protein of 705 amino acids. Lineage: Eukaryota; Metazoa; Chordata; Actinopteri; Perciformes; Sebastidae. The record is from RefSeq and is a predicted model, not a curated record. The transcript is spliced from 16 exons.
CCUCAUCAUACUAAUGUUGGCUGGAUAGGAAACAACAGGUGUCUACAUGUCAGCGUGAUACAGAGACACAGUUAUUAGAGGCAGACUUUUAGUUCACUUUUUAAACUUUAUUAGAAGUAUUUGGGCGUUCUGUGCUGACUGGAAAACCAAAAACAUUCAGACUCAACAGACAAACUGCAGAGGUUUGAUUUGAAGUCAAACAGGAUUGUCAAUCAGCAGCCAGGUGAACAUGACCAACCAAUCAGCUCUCAUCCUGAAGAUGGCCUUGAUGAUGCUGCUGCUGCACGGCACAGAUGCAAAGAUGGACAUCAUUAUCAAGACGCUAGAUGUUGUGGUGGGAGAAGAGAUCUUUCUGCUGUGUAAAGCCGGGGCAGAGGGAGAAAUAAAGUGGCAGAAGGACGGGGAAGAAAUCGAUGAUGAAGACAAGGUGUCAAAGGUGGAUGAGUCUUCCUCCAAACUGAUCAUUAAGAAUGCUUCGAUGCAGGACGGGGGCAAGUAUACCUGUCUGUGUGAGUUCGAGAGCGGACACAACGAUGACGUUACGAAACAGAUCUAUGUUUAUGAGGGUCCAUCAUUUGGAAGCACUGUCACCUACCAUGAGUUCCUGGAGGGCACAGACGGUGUGGUGCCAUGCCUGGUGACUGGCCAGCCAGCGGUGGAUGUUCACUGGCUCAGAAACAAAGAACAGAUCUCCUCUAAUGCAGGACAGCGCGUGCAUCAGCGGCCUGAUAACACAGUCCUGAUUGAGAAAGUGAGGAGAGACGAUGCUGGGACAUACUUGUGUGAGGCCAUUAUCAGAGGAAGGCCCGUCCAUAAGGAACUCCCCAUCACUGUUGUCGUCAACGCUCCUCCUACUGCGCAUCUGAGAGCAGAGGUGAAGAAAGUGAUGGCUGGACCAGAAACCAACGUUUCCCUGCUGUGUUUGGUGACCGGUUAUCCAAAACCCAACAUCACCUGGAUCACGCCAGUGAGGGGUGACCCUUCACGUCAUCAUUUUAACUCCGACCGCAGCCAGUUGACUAUCAGGUCUGUUGCCAGGGCCGACUACGGCGAGUACAUCUGCACCGCCGCCAACAAGAUAGCUGAGAACAGUGUUACCUAUAUCCUUCAUGUUAAUGAGGCCCCGGAGGUGUUUGUGUCAGCGGAGCAGCAGAGCGUAUCAAUGGGCGAGCGUUUGUCUGUGUCCUGUAACGUCUCCGGCCAUCCUCAGCCGGAGCUACACUGGCUCAACAAGCACAAUGGACGCACACUGGACUCUAGCUCUGGUCUCGUCCGUGUUGUUGAUGGUGCGUUGGUGAUUGAUAAGGUAGUGCCCUCUGAUGGCGGACUGUAUUCCUGCAUGGCUGUCAGCACCUCUGGAAAUGCAUCAAGAGACGUUGCAAUACACACUCAGCCCGGUCCACCUCAAUACCUGUCAGUCUCAUCUGGACCAACCUCAGUCGUCUUCUCCCUCAAAAUGCCACCCGUCAGUGGAGGGACGCCAAUCACAAGUUUCGUCCUGCAGUAUAAUCGAAGUGCAGCAGAGGAGUGGAAGGAGGUCACGGUCCCAGCUUCAGAUCCCCUAGCUAUCACCACCCUCAGGCCGCACACAUUGUACACAGUACGUUUGGCUGCGUUGAAUGCAGUGGGAGUGGGACAGUUCUCAGAAACAAACACCAUCCGCACUCUGGGAAUACGUGAACCAGAGAGUCCAGUUUUGUCGUCCAAUGAGAUGAAAGUAGAGGGCAACUCCUUCUCUGUCCCUAUUAAACAGACUGAUGACGGUGGAACUCCUCUGCUGCACUUUGACGUCAGAUACAAACAGGAAAAAGAGGGGACUGAGUGGAAAGACAUGCAGCUGCCGUCAGGUGCCGAAGCUGUUUCUCUUCUAGACCUGUCUUACGGCUCAGACUACAGCCUGGAAGUCGCAGCGGUCAACGCUAACGGUUCCUCUGUCUCCGCCAAGUUCAACUUCACCAUCGCAGAACAGCCUGCCAAAGCGAGCAGCAUGACCACAGGCAGAGUGGUCGGCAUCGUCAUGGUGAUCUUCCUGGUGGUGUUCCUGGUGGUGGACGCCACCUGCUGCUACACAAAUCGUUGCGGCCUGCUCAUGUCUAUCGCCGUGAAGCUCUUUGGACAGAAAGUCCCAGGCCUCAAAAUGCUUGAAGACGGAGAGGGAGCCACUAAUGGAGAUGUGAAGCUGAAGGGUAUAUCCACUCCCAGAGGCAGUGUGCAACAUGCGGAUGCAGGGGUGCAGACACUCACUAAGGAGGGGGGGCAGCUCACAGAGAUCACCUGCGACAAAGUCCCCCUUACCAGACACGAGAAAAAACAGCCAGGCAGAGACCUGCACACUGCCGACGCAUGAGGCUAGAAACCGGAGAAACUGAAAUGAAGUAAAAAGUGUGAGCCAACAAGGAUAAUGUGUAGACCGCAAGAGAAGAUAUCAAACAAUCACAAUCACUCUUAAUAACCGAGUCAGGACAGUCAGCGAUCUCUACGUUCGAUACAACUGCUAUGGGAAAAAAUACUGAUGUUGUUGAGGUUUGUUAAAACGGGGCUGUUUCAGACGUCUGUGCUGUUGGAGUGAGAGGACGGCGGUGAAGCGCUGACACCGGCUACAGGCAGGAGAUGGUGCCGUUGUUGUUGUUCUGUGUGCUCUGAUUUAGAUUAGCUCCUCAUUUUACAGGGUAAUUGUGAUGUCCGUGUUUUACAGGGUAAAAUUAUUGAUGUUAUCUUCAAAUUGCUAUAUUUUCUAAAAGUCACGAUGAAUGUUUACAUUCUGCAUUUUGAAUGUUGUACACAGACACAUGCUCUUAUUUUAUUUUACUCUUUGUUAAUCGUAUCGUGGAUAUCCUGUGUAAUGCAUUGGAAAUAUUUGUCUCUGUUAAUGAUCUUUUAUUAUCUUUCUUUAUUGCUUAACGUUUUAUCAACAUGCAUUGCAGCUGCUCUUCUGAUGGUUAUGUUUCUUUAGAUUCUUUUUACACUGUAUCCUGAUACUAACCAGUAUUUUGAACCAUUUUGGACAUUUCUAACAUCUAACAUCUAUGUCUUCUUGCAUCAAGCAUCUAACCUUUCUGUGAUUAUCAUGCACUAAUAUUUAUUAUUUUUAAACAUACAUGAAAUAUAUUAUUAUUAUUAUUAUUAUUAUUAUAUCAUGAGAGGCUUUGAACUUGAAGCUGUAUUUGACUUUAUAACCAGCUUCACUGUAAAGCAUUUUUUUGUGGAAGAACUUAAUAAAUGGUGGCCUCAUAGGGGACCUAUGAUUAAAAGCAACUUUUAUUAUGAGAACAUAUUAAUAUUAAAGUACCUGUAAUAAUAGGCGACAUGGAAGACAUAUAUAUAUAUACACCUAACAACGUUGACUAAUGCUGGAAGUUAUUUUGUAUUUAUAGUCAUAUUUAAAGUUAUCAAAUAUGUUCAAGUGAAAAUGUCAAAUAUUUAGCUUGCAGCUGUUUUGAUUAGAAGAUACUUUGACAGAAGUAUGUCAUGUUUGCAGAUGAUCUGACCAUCUUAAUGAAGUGUUUUUGAUAUUGUUGUGAUAUUGUAUUGAACACUGUACAUGACUGUACAUACACAUGUUGGUACAUCUUUGUGUUUGAUAAAAACAUGGACUGUACAACAGCUUUAUGGCUUUUGUGCUCACCAAAUGAA